CUUCCCUUUGUCAGAGGCUGAUAGAAAAGCGUCGACAUCACUUUCAAAAGCAAAAUGCGUCCAAAAAUACACAAAAUAACAUAAUUUGGAUUCUUCAGGAAAUUUAAAGAUUUUCUCUAAUGGUGGAUCCAUAUCAAAAUCCAACAAUGUAAACCAACCAUAUAGAAUCAUGUAGCUGAUCAAUAGUGUAAAACAAAAUGGAUUAGAACAUUUAAAUUUCAUUGGAGUAUAAUUGAAAGAUUUCGCAAAAACCCAAAAUGGAAUCGCUGCAGUGUCAAAUUUGUAGCAACUUUUUCCAAGACUUACAAUUGUUGAACGAUCACAUUGAAACUCAUACUAAAAAGGAGCUUUAUCAAUUCGGUGUGUCAUUAAAAAACUACUUAGAGAUAUUGAUACGUGAAAACACAGUGCUGAAGGCACAAUUUAACCAUUUAAAACAAAGUCAGAUUCUUUCCACAGAGGACCAGUUUUCGUUGUAUAAUUCAUUUAAUUUAACUCCUUCUUCAAAAGAGGACCAAACCGAGCUAGUUCAUAAUGACAAGUUACCAGUUUACACAAUGGCUGAGGAGCAGACAGUUCAGGAUGAUGGCCAGUACAGGCAACCAGAGUAUGUGCAAGAGGUCACAGUACAAUCUGCUGAAAAUACAGUUGAACCUCAAAAUGAGCCAGAGAAUGUUUCAUUAAUUGAUCUCAGUCAGGAAGAAAUGAAUAAAAAUGAUGAAUUGUCACCAAAAGUCGUAGAAUCAGAAGACGAAACAAUAAUUUGCUGUAUUUGCAAAAUAACUUUUCCGAGUUACAAUUUGUUGAAUAACCAUAUACAGACACAUAUAGAUAGUAAUAGUUUUGCUUGUCCAGUUUGUCAAAAAGUUCUCAAUUCCCGCAAUAAUCUGCUUGUUCAUAUCCGUAUACACACUGGAGAAAAGCCGUACAAAUGUCACGUAUGUGGCAAACCAUUUACUCAAUAUGGAACACUUUAUCGUCACAAGAAGAAACAUGAAGCAAAUGGCGAGUAUGAGAAACCCGGAACAUCACCAAGAGGUGGCGAUCAGAGUGAUGCUAAGUCAAAUCACUCUACAAAGAGCACCGAAACUGCUGAUUCACCAGUUAUUGUUGAAGAUUCUCAAAAGUCAGGCUUUCCAUCAAUGCAACAGCAACAGUUAUCGUAUCCACCAAAUGUUAUGUUAUCUCCAAACACCUCAUUGGAAAGUAUUCUUCCGCAACAGUUACUGGCACAGGAAGGAAUUACACCUGAACUGCUGGAACGUUAUAAUCAGUUGCUCUUCCAACGACCACAAAAUCCAAUGCAGAUUUAUGGACAAGGUGGUGGUACCAAAGAAGGUGCAUGGCCGAAAACCAGUGAAGCAUCCGAUGAACAAAAAUCAGCAAUACCAGUACCGCAACCAAGACCAGAACAUAUAUCUGUGAACUCGUUAGAAACGCUGCCAUGGGCUAUCAAAAAAGAGCAUGAAAAGAAUGAGAAAGAAAUCGAUUUGAGUACUAUCACAGAAAGAGAAUCAAUCGACCAGCAACAUCAUCAACACCAGCAAUCACAGUAUCAGUAUAUGUAUCACGGAGAAAACAACACAGAAUCGCCUAGCUCUGAAACCACAACCAAACAACCAGAACCUGCACCUGAAAAAACAGAGACACAUAUACAUAGUCCAUUGAAUAUACCUCAAAUUCCUCCACGAGUUCCUCCAAGCUUAGAUGUAACGCACCCAGAGUAUUCAUUGAAUUUAUUAACAUCACAGGCAGUUUUAGCUAAUCCAAAUUAUAUCUAUCCUGGUCAGGAAGGAGCACCGCCACAUACUAAUGAUGUUGCAGCCCUAGAAGAACAAGCUAAGAAGGAAAAGCAACUUGUAGAAGAAUGGAAUGCUGCAAUGCAAGCACAGGCCCAAGCCAAUGCAUUAGCAGUUCAACAGUUUCACCAAGGACUACCUCCAAACACAAUAGCAGAAAAUCAAAAAGAUUCCAAAUCAAUGUCAAAUAACCAAAUAUUGGAAUCAUUUACGAGUUUAACCAAAAACCUUCUUCAAAAAUUAGCACACAAGAAAAGUGAUGCCGGGGAAGAUGAUGGUUCUGUUGAAAUGGGAGAUAUUAAAUGUUCCGUCUGUCAGGUUUCUGUCCCAUCCUACGAAGAGAUGAGAGCGCACAUUAAAACUCAUAAUAAACACACUUGUGAUGUUUGUCAGAAGAGUUUUUCAACACCUUUCGUUCUCCGUCGCCAUAAAAUGAUACACACAGGUGAACGACCUCAUGUUUGCUCCGUAUGCGGAAAGAGUUUCAUUGAGAAGCAACACCUUACCUGUCAUAUGAGAACACAUACUGGAGAUAAGCCUUAUCGGUGUAAAUUCUGUCCAAAAAAAUUUGCCCAGAGGAGCAGCUUGCAAAUUCACCAAAGAGUUCACCAAAGAGCAGAUGGCGGCAAAAGAUCUUCAACUGAGGAGGGAGAAAUGAAUGAAAGUUUGAAUACUUCGGCUGAAAUGGAAUCAUCCCCUGAUGCUAAGUUAAGUUUGACGGAGGCAAAUAUUAUGGAAUUAAGGAGAAGAUUGAGCUUUAAUGAAGCAGAUUUACUCAGAUUUAACCAAAAUCUUGCUGCACAAAGUAUAGAAAUGCUUCGACCUAGAACAAAGAGUAUGGAAUAUGGUCCAACUUCAGAACAAAAAGCUUACUGGGAUCCUAAUCUACACAAUGUUUUUGUACCUCCAGCUGUAGCCAAUCCCGAUGAGAAUAGAGAUGCCCUUGAUCUAACGUUUCAUAGUAGAGAACGGGAAAGAUCUCUGUCAAUCAAUUCUGAGGGAGCUCCUCCUACUUCUACACAAACUAUAGAUUUAAGUAAGACUGUGGAUUCUGGUCAACCAAUUGUCAUUCCUAAUCCAACAACAAGCGUGUCUUCACCAAUCAGACUUGAAACAGCAAGAUCUGCAGAUGCUGAAUUUGAACAGAAACUACAAGAACAAUUGCUUCGACAUACACAUGGGCAGCAGCAAACCAAAGCACAAGUACAACAAGCACAGAAUGAAGCAGUUGCACAGGCUGAAGCACAAGCUCAAGCCCAGGCUCAGGCUGUUGCAAUAGCACAGGCACAUUCUCAACAAAUACAGGCACACUCUGCACAAGCACAGGCACAUGCUGCACAAACACAGGCACAUGCUGCACAAGCACAGGCACAGCAAAAUCAUGAAAAUGGAGAUGAUGAGGAUGAGGAGGGGGAGAAUCAAGAACCGACAUCAGCUUCCUCUCAGGGAGAAGGGAACAUGUUUUUACAGAUGGCUAAAGCAGGAGAAUCUCCGUUUACUUGUCAUGUUUGUGGAAAGACUCUAAGCACACUGUAUACACUGCGUAAUCAUAUUCAGAACCAUUAUGGUCAUAAACCCUUCAGCUGUGAUGAAUGUGGUAAAACAUUUAGUAUUAAAACACAUCUUAUUACACAUAAACGUGUGCACACUGGAGAAAAGCCAUACAUCUGCCAGUGUUGCGGGAAACAUUUUCAACGUUAUAGCGCUGUUCAACGUCAUCUCCUCUUCGUUCAUAAAGUUGAAAAGGGACUGAAAGGUAGAGAUUACGUCAUUGUACACUCUGAUUCUAUGAAAGACGACAUUUUACAAGAAAUCAAAGACCAUGAAGAUGGACAUGGAAGCGAUCAUGAUCACGAACAUCAAGAAUCUGAAAAUGAAACUGAUAUUGUUAUGCCCCCUGCUUCAACCAGUCAAUCGUCAAUCAAAAGUGAGCCAGUGGUGGCUCCUCCCAGAAAUGGACUUAAUACUUCAUUAGAUGAAAGUGAAUCUGAAUCUUCAGGUGGCAAAGAGGAGAUAAUAGAAUGCCGUUGUACAAUAUGUAACAUUUUGUUUAUGGAUCAUGAAGCUUUAAUUAAACAUCUUGGGAUCAUGCACACAGGAGGAAACAAUAGAACAUGUGAAAUAUGUGGCAAGAAUUUUACCGUGCCUUUCUCACUUAAAAGACAUUUGAUGAUUCAUAUGGGUAUAAAACCCCAUAAAUGUAAUGAGUGCGGCAAAAGAUUUACCGAAAAACAACACCUAGAAUCUCACCAGCGUGUCCAUACAGGUGAGCGACCUUUUAAAUGUCAUAUUUGUCGUAAAGUCUUUUCACAGUCUGGCACACUACAAAAUCACCUUAAGAAACAUGUGGAAGAGCCACAAGCAUCAGCAGAAUUGAGACAAACAGCCAGUCAUGAACAAUUUCUAAAUAAUAUUCAAUAUCAAAUGAUGCUGGCACGAGCUCAGAUGGCACAAGCGCAGGGAUUGGAUAAUCCUCUUGCAUUGUCACAAAUCAUGCCUCCUGGAGUCGACAUGCAGCAUGUGUCUUCAGCCGGAUUAGUUCAGAUGAGGUCAUUAAGUGUUGAUAGUUCUGUUGGAGUUGCACAACCUGCAAAAUCACCGGGGCUUGAUACAAAUGUUGCAGCAGCUUUAGCAUCUAGAUCAAUAAGUGUCGAUAGCGCCAUUGCAUUACAGCAGUUGCAAGAACAAAUGCAAGCAGCUGCUACCAUGGAACGUCAGAUGCAGGAGCAUUUACAAGCAGUUGCUAACGCUGAAAGAGCAAUGCAGGAGCAGAUUCAAGCUACUGCUAAUGCAGAACGUCAAGUUCAGGAACAACUGCAAGCAGAACGUGCAGUCCAAGAACAGUUACAAGCUUCAGCGAAUGCUGAACGAGCUUUGCAAGAACAGAUGCAAAAUUCAGCCAAUGUUGAACAUGCUGUUCAGAAUUCAACUAGAGAUGAACAUGUGUCCGCAGAGCAUGAAGAACAUGUGUCCAAGCAACUGAAGAAUAGUCGUUCAAGGAAUGAACAUUUGCACAAUAAUGCAGACACUAUAGACAAUUCAAAUACUGGUUCCAAGUCCACAGUUGGAGAAUCUCAUCAGUCAAUGGAGCUGGACAGGGAACCAGAUAAAUCAGGACAGGAAACAGUCAUAUCUAAUGAUGUUGAAAUGACAGAAGUGUCACAAGCUUAAAACAUGAAAAAUUGUAUAGUUUUUUUUUUGUAUUAUAUAGUUAAGACGGCUCUGUCUAUUGUCAUGACAGUACAAACAAUGUGGUACAUAUGAAAAUUUGUUAAUGUUUAAAGUUAGUGCAUCACUCUAAUAUUUUUCAAUAUGAAUAUUUUCAAAAGGUAUAAUAUGAGCAAUGAUGGAAGUAAAGUUAUGCAUCAACCAUUUAUCUAAUUUUAUUUUCAAGGGGGAGGGAGGGGAGACAAAUGGGUUUUAUAAUUGUGACAAAAUUAAACAAUUUUUCAAAAAUUUUCAUAAGCAAAUUAUUGUUUUUAAUAUCAUCAAGAAUAUGUUUUGAAACACAAUGUUAUUUUUUUCAUCAUAAUUUUCAAUAAUGAUUAACACUUAAAAAUCUUAUACCUUCUUUAACUUUUUCUUUCUUUUUCAAAAUUUAGAACCAAAGAAUUUAUUGUUUUUUAAAUCCCCAUGCUGCCUCAGAAUGGUCAGUGCUUUAAUUAAGUUUUUAUCUUAUAUAAUGGUUCCCAAAAAUGUUACCAUUAAUACAGAAAGAGUUGACCCCUUGUGGGACCUAAUACAUUUUUAAGCAGAAACUACAUUUAUACAAAAACUAUUUAGUACUAGUAGUUGAAAUUAACAAUUUGAAAAAAAGUCCCUAGUAUCUUUUUUAUAAAUUUUGAUCAACUUGAAUUCAA
Mytilus trossulus (common blue mussel) is the source of this 5659-nucleotide messenger RNA. Its product is annotated as zinc finger protein 236-like. Gene Ontology annotation, molecular function: DNA-binding transcription factor activity, RNA polymerase II-specific. The coding region runs from base 258 to 4970 and encodes 1570 amino acids. The transcript is spliced from 2 exons. The record is from RefSeq and is a predicted model, not a curated record. Lineage: Eukaryota; Metazoa; Mollusca; Bivalvia; Mytilida; Mytilidae. Gene Ontology annotation, cellular component: nucleus. Gene Ontology annotation, biological process: regulation of transcription by RNA polymerase II.